AUGGCUCUCUCAUUACCCAGAAAAGCGCUUUGGCAUAUUCCAGGGCAUGUCGCCGGUUUGAUUUCUCGUAGCAUCACGUCAUCUGCCAUCUUACUCUCCGGACAUAGCAAAUGGUCCACCAUCAAACAUGACAAGGCCAAGAAUGACAAGGCGAAGAGCAAAGAACGUCAGAUGAUGAGCAAGGAGAUCGCUAGUGCAACGCAAUUAUGGGGUGCCGAUCCAAAGUACAACCCUCGCUUGACCCUGGCGCUUUCGAAUGCGAAGCGCGCCUCAAUCCCUAAAAAUAUCAUCGAAGCUGCAAUUGCAAGAGGUCAAGGGCUCAGCUUGACGGGCCAGGCCCUUGAAGCUGUUACUAUCGAAGCCAUGCUUCCCGGCGGAGUUGCUGCUGUGGUGGAAUGUCAAACUGAUCAGAAAGCUCGAGUCCUUCAAGACAUUCGCUAUCUGAUCAAGAAUGGUGGAGGAACUGUGACACCAACAACUUUUCUCUUCGAGAAGAAAGGACGCGUCGUCAUGGAAAAAAAAGAUGACAUAAACGCAGAUGAUUUCCUAGAUCCGGCUAUUGAAGCGGGCGCGAUGGACAUCAACACGGACGAGGAUGGUCGCCUCGUCCUGUUGACUGACCCCUCGGAAACAAAACGUGUCGGUGAGGCAUUUACUAAAAUGACUGGAUUGACGAUCGAGGAGCUGGAGAUUUUUUGGGACCCAAAUCAGGAGACUUUGGUUGAGUUGCCAGAGGAACAUGUUAAGGCUAUUGAGGAUGUCCUCAGCUCGCUGCGGGAUGACCCCAGCGUCCAGGAUAUAUACCUUAACUCGACGGUCAAACUUUGA
Penicillium oxalicum is the source of this 828-nucleotide messenger RNA. RefSeq names its product post-initiation translation factor DPC29. The transcript has 2 exons. Bases 1 to 828 code for a protein of 275 amino acids. NCBI's taxonomy places the organism in Eukaryota, Fungi, Ascomycota, Eurotiomycetes, Eurotiales, Aspergillaceae. The record is from RefSeq and is a predicted model, not a curated record. Gene Ontology annotation, cellular component: mitochondrion.